Molecule: messenger RNA, 1765 nt
Organism: Dipodomys ordii (Ord's kangaroo rat)
Lineage: Eukaryota; Metazoa; Chordata; Mammalia; Rodentia; Heteromyidae
Gene: Cars2
Product: cysteinyl-tRNA synthetase 2, mitochondrial (putative)
Exons: 15
Coding region: 1-1674 (557 amino acids)
Biological process (GO): cysteinyl-tRNA aminoacylation
Cellular component (GO): cytoplasm
Molecular function (GO): ATP binding; cysteine-tRNA ligase activity
Source: RefSeq, a predicted model, not a curated record
AUGCUGCGGACCCGCUGUCCCCGCCUGAGCACUCCGCUGUUCCGAGCCGCGCUGGAACUCGGGCGCGGCAGGCUGUCGAGCGUCGGGCGCGGGGGCGCCUGGCUGCGGCCGACGGGCCACGACACCGGCGUGCAGGUGUACAACAGUCUCACCGGCAGGAAGGACCCGCUGGUGGUGGCCCGCGCGGACGCCGUCUCCUGGUACAGCUGCGGACCGACUGUGUACGACCAUGCACACCUGGGCCACGCCUGCUCCUAUGUCAGAUUUGACAUCAUCCGAAGGAUCCUGACGGAGGUGUUUGGAUGCAACGUGGUCAUGGUGAUGGGCAUCACAGAUGUGGACGAUAAGAUCAUCCGACGAGCCAGUGAGAUGAACAUGACACCUGCUGCUCUCGCCAGCAUCUACGAGGAAGAUUUCAAGCAAGACAUGGCUGCCCUGAAGGUGCUGCCACCCACCGUGUACCUGAAGGUGACUGAGAAUAUCCCUCAGAUAAUCACUUUCAUCGAAGGGAUCCUUGCACGUGGGCACGCUUACUCCACAGCCAAAGGCAAUGUCUACUUCGACCUGAGGUCCCGGGGGGGCGAAUAUGGCAAGCUGGUGAGCGUGGUGCCUGGGGCGGCUACAGAGCCAGCGAUCGAUUCAGACAAACGUCACGCCAGUGACUUUGCCCUGUGGAAGGCAGCGAAGCCCCAGGAGGUGUUCUGGGCCUCACCAUGGGGGGAUGGAAGGCCCGGCUGGCACAUCGAGUGCUCUGCCAUGGCCAGCCUGGUGUUUGGAAGUCAGCUGGACAUCCACUCUGGUGGGAUAGACUUGGCUUUUCCACACCACGAGAACGAGAUUGCACAGAGCGAGGUCUUCCAUCAGAGCAGACAGUGGGGAAAUUACUUCCUGCAUUCAGGACAUUUGCAUGUGAAAGGUACAGAAGAAAAAAUGUCCAAAUCUUUAAACAACUACAUCACCAUUAAGGACUUUCUGCAGACAUUCUCCCCCGAUGUCUUCCGGCUAUUCUGUAUGCGCAGUAGCUACCGCUCAGCCAUUGACUACAGCAACGGGUCCAUGCAGGAAGCCAGGCGCCUGCUGCUGGGGCUGGUGUCUUUCGUGGAGGACGCACGCGCCUACCUGAAGGGGCAGCUGGCUUGCGGCCCAAUCAGCGAGGAUGUGCUGUGGGAGAGGCUCACCAGCAGCAAGAGCGCUGUGAAGGCUGCGCUGGCCGAUGACUUCGACACAUCCCGGGCAGUCGACGCCAUCCUGGACCUUGUGCACCAUGGGAACCGGCAGCUCAGGGUGGUCACUAAGGAACCCGGAGGCCCCAGAAGCCCGGUGGUGUUUGGCGCCAUCGUCUCUUUCGUUGAGCAAUUUUUUGAGAUGGCUGGGAUCUCUCUGGGCCAGCGACAGUGUGUUUCAGGGGACAGCAGCAUGGCCACACUGCACAGCACGGUGGACGAGCUGGUGCGCUUCCGGCUGAAGGUCAGGCAGUUUGCGCUGGCCACACCUGAGGCCACUGGGGAGGCCCGGCAGCAGCGGCUACAGGAGAGACGCCCCCUGCUGGAUGCAUGCGACUCUCUGCGCCAGAACCUGGCUGCCCAUGGCAUCAACAUUAAGGACAGGGGCAGUGCAGCCACCACAUGGGAAUUGCUGGACCCCAGGAUCAAACACCAGAAACCAGGGAGCUGAGCCAAGCCCCACCCUCUCACUCUAUAGCUUUUUCUUGAGAUGAAAACUUUAUAUUAAAGUUUCCACUUGUGGCUAUUCAGCCAUCCUUACA